This is a messenger RNA of Spea bombifrons (plains spadefoot toad), 1695 nucleotides long. RefSeq names its product solute carrier family 18 member B1 (gene SLC18B1). Lineage: Eukaryota; Metazoa; Chordata; Amphibia; Anura; Pelobatidae. The record is from RefSeq and is a predicted model, not a curated record. The transcript is spliced from 15 exons. Gene Ontology annotation, biological process: transmembrane transport. The coding region runs from base 101 to 1513 and encodes 470 amino acids. Gene Ontology annotation, molecular function: transmembrane transporter activity.
GAACUGGCUGGUGUGUGGAAGCAGGCGUGAUUAACAAACAUUCUUGGAGAGGGAGAGCGAUCACCGAGCAUAUAUUGCAUCUUUGAUUUCAGAUAACAAGAUGCCUGACGAUACAUCAAACAAUUCUAGGUUUUCUCGAAGUCAGAUUUUCACAAUGAUGUCAACUGCUUCCCUUAACUUCAGCUCCAUGAUCUGUUAUUCUAUACUGGGACCCUUCUUUCCCCAAGAGGCAGUGAAGAAAGGAGUUAGUAAUACGGUGAUUGGACUGAUUUUUGGGUGUUUCGCACUUUGCAAUUUCGUAACCUCAUUAGUCCUUGGGAAAUACCUUGUGCAAAUUGGAGCAAAGUUUAUGCUCGUAAGCGGGAUGUUUAUAUCAGGAUGUACAACAAUUCUUUUUGGUCUUUUAGAUGAAGUAGCUGAUGGAACACUAUUCACCGUUAUGUGCUUUUUGGUGAGAUCAGUGGAUGCUAUAGGGUUUGGUGCAGCAAUGACGGCGUCUUUUUCCAUUCUCGCAAAGGCCUUUCCUAACAAUAUUGCCACUGCUAUGGGAUCCCUUGAAAUUUUUACCGGCUUAGGUCUUGUUUUGGGUCCUCCCGUUGGUGGAAUUCUGUACCAAUCCUUUGGAUAUAAAAUUCCUUUUAUUGCACUUGGCUGUCUCAUUCUGCUGUUGGUACCGCUGAAUUAUAUUAUCUUACCAAGUUAUGAUUCUGUUCCAAGUGCAGACUCCUUCUUGAGCUUAUUUUUACUCCCGAAAAUUUGGUUAAUGUGCUUCACUAUAUUUUCAUUGAGUGCGUGUUUAGGGUUUUUGGAUCCAACUAUGUCAUUGUUUGUUAUAGAAAAAUUUAAUUUACAGGUUGGAUAUGUGGGGUUAGUAUUCCUAGGACUUGCCCUGUCCUAUUCCCUCAGCUCACCACUUCUUGGAAUGAUAAGCGACAGGUUACCUGGACUAAGAAAAUGGCUGCUUAUUCUAGGCUUGUUGGGAACUGCAGCUUGCUUUUUUAUGUUGGGUCCAGCUCCAAUAUUUCAUAUUGAAAGUAAACUUUGGCUGUUUUGUUUUGUACUGGUUCUAAAUGGAUUAUGUAUUGGACUUUCUGGUAUACCAGUCUAUCCAGAAAUGCUUUCCUGUGCCUACGAGAAUGGCUUUGAGGAUGGACUUAGCACUUUGGGCCUCAUCUCUGGACUGUUCAGUGCAAUGUGGUCUAUGGGGUCAUUUGUGGGCCCAACGCUUGGUGGAUUUCUAAAUGAAAAAUUUCUUUUUCCGAGCGCAGCUGCAUUUCAGGGAUUCUUCCCCUUGCUAUGUGGUGUAUUGGUUUCAAUAUUUUACAUCUGGGAAUUCCACAAAAAAAGAAGAUUCCUGCAACUAUCAAAAUGCUCUUUAUUCACCUUUUUAUCAGUGCAAUGUUUUGUGUAUAUGGCACUUAUGCACUGGAUAAAUUUACUGCAGCAGUAUAUGAGCAUGUUCCUUUCUUUCCAAACCAACUGCCUGUUACUGAAGAGGAAGCUUUGGCUUUGAUGAACAAAAACAUAGAUGUUUUGGAAAAAGCCGUGGUUUCAGCAGCACAAAAGGGAGCACACAUUGUUGUCACACCAGAAUAUGCAAUUUGUUGUUUCGGUCUCUCCAGAGAGACAGUAUAUCCAUAUCUCGAAGAUGUACCAGAUGUAGAGGCGAACUGGAUUCCAUGUUCCGACCCAGAA